UGAAGUUUUCCUAUUGACACUAAAACUUUUUUCUGAUAUUGUUGAGUUAUGAGAAGGAUUAAGAAGGAUAGGUCAGAAAAAAAUAUUUGAUCAGUGACAGUUUAGCCGUCUAUAUGUUGACUGUAUAUACUACAUAUGGUUUAACAUUUAAUAAGCGCCAUUUUAAAAAAAAGCAUUUGCUCCUGAUUGUCCGAACCUAAUCACAACAUGGCUAAUGUUGAUAUCAAAACGAAGUGGUUCUUCCGGAUUGUCAUUUUAAUCAUAUUUCUUAUUCAUAUAUUAUUAUAUGCAGCAGCGCUUCUCUACAUCCGAUAUGAUGAUACUGACAAAAAACUUAUCGAUUACGGCGUAAAAGACAUCACCAUAUAUAUUAUUUACGCCAAAAUCGGAGUCGACGUUCUCGUGAUAUUUUUAUCAUGGGCGCCAUUUGCAAAAAAAACAUUUGUGGUUUGCAUCUUAUUUUUUCUAAUUGAAAGCUCAUUGGCUGGUGCCAUCUUAGGUAUAUAUUUUGCAGAAUGGGACGCAGAGAAAGUAACAGAUGAUGUUGUAGCUGUGAUAUUUUUGAUCGUCCAAAACGCUUUUAUAAUUCUCGCUGAUUUUAUCGGGCUGUAUUGUUGUUUUCGGUUUAUACGGAGAAGCGCAGAAAUCCAAAUGCAAACUCCCUCCUCCCAAAACGGUACAGAAAUUCCAAGUUCUACUCUCACAGGAAUUCACAACAUCACAGUAAAAAUUGACUCUGCUAUUGAUGCUGAAGAUUCUGAAUACGACAGAUUGGACGAUGUGUUUCCUCCACCACCAAGCAUUUUAGAUUUUCAAGCAAGCCCUAACGAAAGAAUUCCUAACGACAGGUUCCUUAACGCAACCCCCAACGACGGGUUUGACAGUGUCAGUGAGAACUCCUUUACCAGUGAUGAUGGGAUAGAUCCCUACCAAUCCUCUCCCGUUGUAAACGGGGUAACACUGGACUCCAACUACAACAACAACGAAAAUAACGACAGGUGGUUUAAUUUUAACACUUCCGACAGAAGAACGAGUUACGAAAACGUUGAACUCACGAACAUGAGUGGAGAGCAAAGACAAUUACGCAGUAACUCCGAAGGCGAAAUGUUAAACGAGUUAAGGCGUUAUAAAAGAAAUCAUUUAGAAUCAACGCCUUAUGCACAGGGUAGCAAUAGCACACAAAAACGAGAAAAGGAGGAGGAUAAUAUUUAUGGCAACUUGGGAAUAAACAACAACACCUCGUCAGAUGUAUAUAGGACCACACCACUAAAUACAUCACACACUGAACAAAACUACAGACACACGCAUAAUUAUGAAAAGAACAGCGAGGGGUUUAAUACGUCAUCACAACACACAUUGUCCGGAAGAAGAACGAGUUACGAAAACGUUGAAUUCAGAAAUAUGAGUGAAGAGCAUACAAGAGACUUGCGCAGUAGUUCCGAUGCUUAUUAUUUAAAGGAGUUAAGGCAAUAUAAAAAAACAAAUCUUUUACCAACUUUUUAUUCACAGAGUGACAAUAGCACGCAAGGCCAGGUGAAGGAACAAGACAAUAUUUAUGGCAACUUAGACUUAGAUGGUGCUGAAUAUAGUCGCAAAUUAAAACCUUUGCCACGUAUUCCAUUGUUUUAUAAUGAAGACUCUACGGCGUGAAAAUUUAUUGUUUUUUAACAAAAGCUUCUCUCCUUGACUGUGAAACAAGUUUGAACCCAUGUUAAAAACAGUUACUAGAGGCGUUGGAGAAUGGGUUGGUAGAAUACCAAUAAUCCAUCUUAAAACAUACUUUCGCUGCUUUGCAGAAUCAUUUACCUCAUACAAGAUGAAUAAUACGGGUGAAAUAGUCAAACCUCUUUAGAGGCGGGGCUCUUCUUGGAGAUAAAAUAAAUGCCGGUGCACGAACUUGAGAGGAAGUCAAAGAAAAUUACUCAAGCAAACAAGACAGAUUAGAUUUAAUCUUUUAACAAGAUUACCGCACUUUUAGAAACUACACUGCAAUAUUAGGAAGUACACAACAUUAGUUAUUUUCACAACAUUGAAUAAAGUUUUAAAUAUAGUUUCUAUGGAGGGACCGUUAUCUAACCAGCGAUCAACGUAUGCGAGAAAAGAUAAGCUUGCUUCUUCUUCUUAUUUUAAAGGUUGUCCGUGAGAUUUGCAGUUGUAAGCUUCGCACAAUCCUUUCAUGAUUUUCCGAAGAUAUUUAUAACGCAUUUCAUGAUUACUGAUUGCCCGGUACCAGGAAGGCUCACUAUGACAUUCCUGGGGGCUAAUAUUUAAUUUUUUCAAACUGUUUGCUUGUGUAAUUCCAAGACCAGCUUAUAUUAUACGGAGCAGAUUAUAUCAUAACAGCAAGACUAAAAAAAAGAUUUUCAACUUUUAUCUCGAAAAGUGUGUUUUCUAUGACUUUCUGCAGACCAAUCCAAAUUCUAACAUUUUUUAUGACUUCUAGAUUUGCUGACUUGUGGUCACCCUGAGAAUCAACCUCGUCCCCAGGGUCUCGUGGCCCCUGAGCCGUUAUUACGGAUUAGGCAAAAUGCCCUGGGAACAAGGUUGCCUGAGAAUCUAUCGAUUACACGCGUACGAUUGCUUAAACAC
Messenger RNA from Hydractinia symbiolongicarpus, 2589 nucleotides. RefSeq lists its product as uncharacterized. Lineage: Eukaryota; Metazoa; Cnidaria; Hydrozoa; Anthoathecata; Hydractiniidae. The transcript is spliced from 3 exons. The record is from RefSeq and is a predicted model, not a curated record. The coding region runs from base 208 to 1650 and encodes 480 amino acids.